Penicillium canariense is the source of this 636-nucleotide messenger RNA. RefSeq names its product nuclear transcription factor Y subunit beta. The transcript has 4 exons. Gene Ontology annotation, cellular component: nucleus; CCAAT-binding factor complex. Gene Ontology annotation, molecular function: protein heterodimerization activity; DNA-binding transcription activator activity, RNA polymerase II-specific; RNA polymerase II cis-regulatory region sequence-specific DNA binding. The record is from RefSeq and is a predicted model, not a curated record. Bases 1 to 636 code for a protein of 211 amino acids. Gene Ontology annotation, biological process: regulation of transcription by RNA polymerase II. Lineage: Eukaryota; Fungi; Ascomycota; Eurotiomycetes; Eurotiales; Aspergillaceae.
AUGUCUGAAUCACAGUCGCACUCCCCCAAGGAGCAUGAAGACCCUGGGGUGCAAUCCGGCGACGACCAAGAGCAAAUGGACAAAGACCAGCAAGACGCCCAGGCACAGGGCCAGGGCGAGUUCGAGGUUAAGGAGCAAGAUCGGUGGCUUCCGAUUGCGAAUGUUGCUCGUAUCAUGAAGCUCGCCCUGCCUGAAAAUGCCAAAAUCGCCAAAGAAGCCAAGGAAUGUAUGCAAGAGUGCGUGAGCGAGUUCAUCUCGUUUAUCACUAGUGAGGCAUCCGAGAAAUGCCAGCAGGAAAAGCGCAAGACCGUCAACGGCGAGGAUAUCCUGUUCGCCAUGACAUCGCUCGGAUUUGAGAACUACGCCGAAGCCCUGAAGAUCUACCUCUCCAAGUACCGCGAAACUCAAUCCGCCCGAGGCGAGAACCAGGGCCGCCCUAGUAGCAGUGGCUAUGGGGCCGGUGGCCCCGUAGGCGGGGCCGGCCAGGCUCGUCCUGCUGGGUUUCCGGAGGGUGCCGAGGGUGCAAACAGUAUCCUGAACCCAAGCUUGGACCCGGCCGACCAAGAUGCCUCUGCGUACGGAUACCCUCCCAUGGUCGGGCAGCCGCACAACGGUGCUGGCGGAGAGACGUACUAG